Molecule: messenger RNA, 603 nt
Organism: Salvia hispanica
Lineage: Eukaryota; Viridiplantae; Streptophyta; Magnoliopsida; Lamiales; Lamiaceae
Source: RefSeq, a predicted model, not a curated record
AUGCAUUGCAUCGGAGAAGAAAUUGGCCCCGAAGGGAGGUUUAUCGGCGCCGGAGAUAGGCGGAUGCGGCCGCACAAUCACCAGGUAGUCAAGUGCCCUCGCUGCGACUCGCUCAACACCAAAUUCUGCUACUACAACAAUUACAACCUCUCGCAGUCGCGCCACUUCUGCAAGAGAUGCCGCCGCUACUGGACCAAAGGCGGCGUCCUCCGCAUUGUUCGCGUCGGCGGCGGCUCCCGCAAAACCAAGCGCUUCAAGCCUAAAACCAAUGCCUCCUUCUCCGCCGCCACCGCCGACGAAGAUGCAGAGGAAAAAUUCACCGCGCAGAGCUCCAGCCUCACCACCUCCGCCGCCGCAGUCGCAACCGCAACCGCUCCUCCUACAUCCUCCGCCGCGGGAACCGAUCCACACCACGUCGGAUUCCGCCGUGAUAUCUUCGCGGCGGAGAUGGAGAGCUUCACGGGGAUGAUGACGUCACCGGAUGAAUUGAUGAUGGGGCUCGACAUCGCGACGGCGGAAAAGGCGGAGGGGUUGAAGAUGGAGGAUAUUGGCAAUGAGGCGCUGGAUUGGGGGAGUGGCGGAGAUCAAGGGCUGUUUGAUUAA